GAAAACGUUCUCCUGAAAUUCAUCACCAACAACCAGGAUGUUUAACUAAGAAAGAGGUGAAGCACAAGCCAUCCUUAAGAAUCUCCAGAAAACGCAGAAAUUGUUUGCUACAUUUAACAGACAAAGAAGCCAAGUCCCAACAUGGAGAAACAUCAGCACUCUGUCAAGAGUUUUACUAAACAGAGUGAUCUCACAAAACACCAGCGCAUUCACACAGGAGAGAAACGGUAUUACUGCUCAGACUGUGGGAAGAGUUUUAAUCGACAGGGUCAUCUCAAAAUACACCAGCGCAUUCACACAGGAGAGAAACCGUAUCGCUGCUCAGACUGUGAGAGGAGUUUUACUAAACAGUGUAAUCUCAAAAUACACCAGCGCAUUCACACAGGAGAGAAACCGUAUCACUGCCCAGACUGUAGAAUGAGUUUUACUAGACAGAGUACUCUCAAACUGCACCAGCGCAUUCACACAGGAUUAAAACCAUAUUACUGCUCAGACUGUGGGAAGAGUUUUACUAGACAGAAUACUCUCAAACUACACCAGCGCAUUCACACAGGAGAGAAACCGUAUUACUGCUCAGACUGUGGAAAGAGUUUUACUACACAUAGUGAACUUAGUAAACACCAGCGCGUUCACACAGGAGAGAAACCGUAUCACUGUUCAGACUGUGGGAAAAGUUUUACUGAACAGAGUAAACUCAAAAAUCACCAGCGCAUUCACACAGGAGAGAAGCCGUAUCACUGCUUAGACUGUGGAAAGAGUUUUAAUCAACAGAGUACUCUCAAAAUACACCAGCGCAUUCACACAGGAGAGAAACCGUAUUACUGCUCAGACUGUGGGAAAAGUUUUACUACACCAAGUUAUUUCAAAAAUCACCAGCGCAUUCACACAGGAGAGAAACCGUAUCACUGCUCAGACUGUGGGAAGAGUUUUACUACACAGAGUGAUCUCAAAAAUCACCAACGCAUUCACACAGGAGAGAAACCGUAUCACUGCUCGGACUGUGGAAAGAGUUUUACUCAACGGAGUAAUCUCAAAAAACACCAGCACAUUCACACAGGAGAGAAACCGUACCACUGCUCAGACUGUGGGAAGAGUUUUACUCAACAGAGUAAACUCGAAAAACACCAAUGUGUCACUGCUGUUUCCCGGCGCCUGGCACCGAACCCCAGUAUCCGUGGUUCAGAGAUGCCUGAAGCUGCGAGGCUUCUGAACAAGGCUGAGACAGGAGGGUCAGUAGUUGUAGCCCUGCUGGUGAAUUAGAAAAAGAAAAGAGGAAAAAGAAAAGUAAAUCAUCAGUAGACAGCGCUGAUCAUCCUUUGGUUUUGCCUUUUAAUUUUGGCAUUUAAAGUGCCGUCCACUCCAAACACUGAAUCACAAAAUGUGACUUUGCUAUUGAUUUUCCAUUUUGUGUUUUAAUUUAAAUUCUGCCAGACGCCCUGAGACCGAUGCCAUCGCGAGACUACGAGAAAUCCAACAUGGCGGCAUCACGCUGCUGGAAGAAAACAUGGUAAACUAAGAAAAAUACCUCCUUAAUUUAACCCUGGAUAACAUUUUGGACUUCCUGGACGACUACUGUUAUCGGCAACGCGACUGUUCCACUGAUACGAAGGAAGACAGCACGAGGACUGAAUCUCAGAUCAGUCUGCUCCACUCUAUUAACGAAAAACUCGCUAUCCUUGAGAUGAUGCACACUGACAUAAAAGAGCUCAAAACAAGUAUUGAGUUAACCCAGUCACAAAUAGACACUCUGCAGGCUGAAAACAAGGACUUAAAACUCUGUCAACAAACUCACUACCGAGAAGGAAACCGUCAAAAAUGAAAACAAACUAAUGAAAGAAACUAUUUUAGACCUUGAGGGCCGCAGCAUGCAUGACAACUUUGUAUUUUAUUGGAAUCAUUGAACGACCCUAAAAAGAUCUAGAGCAUAUAAUAAAAGAAUUUAUGCAAUCAGCGCUAAAACACUCACAGGACACUGUCAACAACAUAACUUUCCACAUAGUCCACCACAUUGAAGUUAAAAAUAACAGCAACAGAUCAAGACCGAUCGUCGCCAAAUUUGAACAUUACAAACAAAAAGAACUUGUUAAGAGUUGCGAUAAAGAGCUUGAGGGAACAAACUAUGGACUAAACAACCAGUUGCCCUGUGAAAUCCAGGAACGGUGGAAAAAACUUCUACUAGUUCUAAAACAAAACCGGGAGAAAGAUAGAAAAAAAGGUCGCUCUCGCAGUGGAUAAACUGUACAUCAGUGGCGGAUGGUGGUCUUUUAAGGAGGGGAAGCUCAAUUUCGGCCUACAUCUUAACAUAUGUAGUUUUAUUUAUACGUAAAUUCUGCUCUCCCUGAGAUUUUUUUUUUUUGUAAACAAAAGGCAUUAUUUUUAAGUUUUGACUACACAACAAAAAGGUACCCAUUCUUUACAUUUAACAAUUACAUAAAAAAAAAGAUGCAAUGACAUGAAUAAACAUAAAAUGAUCAGUAAAAAAAACAUUACGCAAAAUCUUUAAAGUUGGUAUAGGAAAAAAUGCACGUAAAUUUAUUUCACACAGUUUUAAUUUCCUUAAAUAAUCCCUUUAUUAAUUUUAAUAAUUUUAAUUAUUUUUAAUGAUAACACAAUACUUACUACUGGCCCCUGUUCAUUUAUGUCCUGAGAUGGUUUCAUCAAGAGGCAUGGACAACAGUACAGAAGUCAGUCUCCAAACACAAGCAGCUACAGAAAAGCACCAGAAAUAGAAGCUCGAUUUGUUGCUAGUUGUUUUUAAUAAAGAAAAUGCCGCUAUAAGGAUUAGGAAAGUCUCAGGUUCAACUCAGAACACAAUGAAAAUGCUCCCAACACGGAGUUUUACACUAAAAGAUCGCUGAUUCGCUCAUUCCGCUGUCAAUAAAAAAUGGACUCCGCCAUCCAAUCAUCAUGCAGAAGCUCAGCGUCCGAGGCCAGCCCACUGCCCCAUAGACCCCCAGAGACGCUGAGCGUCCGAUGGGCGGGACAAAGCCCAGCGUUUAUCCAAUGACUCGUUUCGUUUCGCCGCGCGCUUUGCUCCGCUAUUGAAGUCUGUGCACUGUUUAAAGCAGCGCUGUGAAGCUGCGGGAAUGAGUGAGAGGAAAGCAGCGGCGUUACCAGUGAUGAGAAGCUGAUUCUGAACUAAGUUCAGUGCGGUGCAGCGCAUAUUUAAUCAGUGACAUGUACACACAAUAGUAUAUAUUUAACCACUUAUGUUUUUUUACAUUUUAGGGGAAGCUGAGCUUCCCUUGCAGUCUUAGAGCAAUUGCCACUGCUGUACAUAGAUGGGAAACUCUUGCGAGACCUCAAUAUAACAACGUGGCUUUAAUUGGAAUUAUAUUCUCUUUCUCUCUCUCAUCCAGUUCGAUGUGUGAGUGGGUGUGAGAGUGUAUGUGUGUGACUGUGAGUAUGGAAGUACAUAUAGGUGGUGGUGCAUGUGUGCAAACGUAAGUAAUCAAGAAUAGAAAACUGUGUGUGUAUCAGUGUAUAUAUGUAUAGGUAGGUAUAUGUGUAUACAUAUAUGUAUAUUAUUAUUCUUUGUUUGUGU
This is a messenger RNA of Astyanax mexicanus (Mexican tetra), 3544 nucleotides long. RefSeq names its product zinc finger protein 239-like. Gene Ontology annotation, cellular component: nucleus. The record is from RefSeq and is a predicted model, not a curated record. The transcript has a single exon. Gene Ontology annotation, molecular function: DNA-binding transcription factor activity, RNA polymerase II-specific; RNA polymerase II cis-regulatory region sequence-specific DNA binding. Gene Ontology annotation, biological process: central nervous system development; regulation of transcription by RNA polymerase II. Lineage: Eukaryota; Metazoa; Chordata; Actinopteri; Characiformes; Acestrorhamphidae. The coding region runs from base 142 to 1260 and encodes 372 amino acids.